CUUUGCCUCUUUUUUUCUUUUUCUUAACAAUCCCCCCUUCUCUUUUUAAACCCACACCCUCCCCCCCUCUCUUCAUUUUUGCAGUCUAUCCUACGCGCAAUUCGUCUCGUUUGAUAGAACCGAUAUAAUACACAAUGUUGUCUUCCAAGUCUUUCAUGAAGGCCGCCAAGGCAUUUGUCCCGGCCGUUAAAUCCCAAUCUCGCAACUAUGCUGCCGGUACCUGGGCCGCUCAAAAGGUUGCCAUGUCCAACCUUGAACAAGACAAAUUCAUCAACUACCAACGUAUUGAAGAUAACUUGGAAAUCGUUCGCAAGAGAUUGAACCGUCCUUUGACUUUGUCCGAAAAGGUCGUGUAUGGCCAUUUAGAUGAUGCUGAAAACCAAGAGAUUGCCCGCGGCAAGUCUUACCUCAAGCUCCGUCCUGAUCGUGUGGCUUGCCAGGAUGCUACUGCUCAGAUGGCUUUGCUUCAGUUCAUGUCGGCUGGUCUCCCUAGCGUGGCUGUUCCUACCACCGUUCACUGUGAUCACUUGAUUGAAGCUCAGAUCGGCGGUCCCAAGGAUUUGGCUCGUGCUAUUGACAUCAACAAGGAGGUCUACGAUUUCUUGGCCACCGCUACCGCCAAGUACAACAUUGGUUUCUGGAGACCCGGUUCCGGUAUUAUUCACCAGAUCAUUCUCGAGAACUAUGCUUUCCCCGGUGGUUUGAUGAUCGGUACUGACUCCCACACCCCCAACGCUGGUGGUCUUGGUAUGGUCGCUAUUGGUGUCGGUGGUGCUGACGCUGUCGAUGUCAUGGCCGAUAUCCCUUGGGAACUCAAGUGCCCCAAGGUCAUUGGUGUCAAGCUUCACGGUAAACUCAGUGGCUGGACUUCCCCCAAGGAUGUCAUCCUCAAGGUUGCCGGUAUUUUGACCGUCAAGGGUGGUACUGGUGCCAUCGUUGAAUACCUCGGUGAUGGUGUCGAUUCCAUCUCCUGCACUGGUAUGGGUACCAUCUGUAAUAUGGGUGCCGAAAUUGGUGCUACCACCUCCAUGUUCCCCUUCAACAACCGUAUGGGAGACUACUUGCGUGCCACCAACCGUGGUGACAUUGCCAAGUACGCUGAAUCGUUUGCUCACAACCUCCGCGCCGAUGAAGGUGCUCAGUAUGACGAAUUGAUCGAAAUCGAUCUUGACAAGCUCGAACCCCACAUCAACGGUCCCUUCACUCCCGAUUUGGCCACUCCUCUCAGCAAGUUCAAGGAUGCUGUCAAGGAAAACGACUGGCCCCAGGAGCUCAAGGUUGGUCUUAUCGGUUCCUGCACCAACUCUUCGUACGAAGACAUGGCCCGCUCUGCUUCGCUCGCUCAGCAAGCCGCCGAUCACGGUGUCAAGGUCAAGUCCAAGUUCACCAUUACCCCCGGUUCCGAACAGAUCCGUGCCACCAUUGAACGUGACGGUAUCAUGGAUAUCCUUACCAAUGCUGGUGGUGUUGUCCUCGCCAACGCUUGCGGUCCUUGCAUUGGUCAGUGGGAUCGUAAGGAUGUCAAGAAGGGUGAAAAGAACUCCAUCAUCACCUCUUACAACCGUAACUUCACUGGUCGUAACGAUGCCAACCCUGCCACCCACGCUUUCGUUGCUUCGCCCGAAAUCGUCACCGCUCUUACCAUUGCCGGUGACUUGACUUUCAACCCCAUCACCGACUCUUUGACCGGUGCUGACGGUAAGCCCUACAAGUUGGUGCCUCCUACCGGUGAUGAAUUGCCUCCUCGCGGUUACGAUGCUGGUGAGAACACCUACCAGGCUCCCCCUGCCGAUCGCAGCAAUGUCAAUGUCGCUGUUGAUCCCAAGUCCAACCGUCUUCAGUUGCUCAAGCCUUUUGCCAAGUGGGAUGGUCAGGAUAUCACCAAUGUCCCUAUCCUUAUCAAGGUCAAGGGCAAAUGUACCACCGAUCACAUCUCCAUGGCCGGUCCCUGGCUCAAGUACCGUGGCCACUUGGACAACAUCUCCAACAACAUGUUGAUUGGUGCCGUCAAUGCCGAGAAUGAUGCCGUGAACAAGGUCAAGAACCAGUACACUGGUGAGUACAAGGGUGUCCCUGAGACCGCUCGUGACUACAAGGCCGAAGGUAUCCGAUGGGUCGUUAUUGGUGACGAGAACUAUGGUGAAGGUUCUUCCCGUGAACACGCCGCUCUUGAACCCCGUUUCUUGAACGGUUGCGCCAUCAUCACCAAGUCGUUCGCUCGUAUCCACGAAACCAACUUGAAGAAGCAGGGUAUGCUUCCCUUGACCUUUGCCAACCCCGCCGAUUAUGACAAGAUCGACCCCUCUGACAAGGUCGACAUUGUUGGUUUGACUGACUUCAAGGAAGGUCAACCCUUGACUCUCCGUCUCCACAAGGCCGAUGGCAACACCCAAGAAAUCACCCUUAACCACACUUUCAACGCUGGUCAGAUCGAAUGGUUCAAGGCUGGUUCCGCUCUUAACUUGAUGAGAGAAAAGGCAGCUUCGGCUUAAAUCUAGAUUAGUCAGUUCGUUUUUUCUUCUUCAUUUACAAACCCCUCUAUUAUUUCUUUCUGUCUUUCUUCCUUUCCAUUUUCAUAAUUUGUGUAUUUAAAGAAUCAUGUAUAAAAUAAAAACUUCAAAGAAAGAUAUUACCAUCAUCAA
Radiomyces spectabilis is the source of this 2642-nucleotide messenger RNA. RefSeq names its product aconitate hydratase. Gene Ontology annotation, cellular component: mitochondrion; cytosol. Gene Ontology annotation, molecular function: aconitate hydratase activity; 4 iron, 4 sulfur cluster binding. Gene Ontology annotation, biological process: tricarboxylic acid cycle. The transcript is spliced from 3 exons. The coding region runs from base 135 to 2492 and encodes 785 amino acids. The record is from RefSeq and is a predicted model, not a curated record. NCBI's taxonomy places the organism in Eukaryota, Fungi, Mucoromycota, Mucoromycetes, Mucorales, Radiomycetaceae.